Messenger RNA from Prunus armeniaca (apricot), 828 nucleotides. The record is from the annotation of a GenBank genome assembly. NCBI's taxonomy places the organism in Eukaryota, Viridiplantae, Streptophyta, Magnoliopsida, Rosales, Rosaceae.
AUGGGAGUUGAGCUUUGUUCAGAUAACUCUAGCAUGGGUGUGAGCCCAAGGAUUUCAUUCUCUUAUGAUCUUUGCCAAUCUGAUGUUGCAGCUGUGGAACAACAACAGCACCACCAUCCUCCUCUCAGAUUCAAUUCAUCAUCAUCCUCAUCAAGAAGCAUGAAUUCAAGCAUGGAGUUUGAUUUCUGCGUCGUCCACGAGAGCUUCGAGCAGGAGUCUUCCUCUGCAGAUGAGCUUUUCUCUGAUGGGAAAAUGAUUCCAAGUGAGAUCAAGAAAAAGUCUGCUCACCCAAAACAGCUGGAUCAAAAUAUUGUGCCUGAUCAACAUCCUCCACUACCAACAGCAGCAGCAGCUGAUCCAAGUGACGAAAACACAAGUAGGGCGAAAGAGAGCGGUAAAGAAAGCAAGAACAUGAGCUGCAAUGAAGCUGAUGAGAAGCAGAGUUCCAAGUCUUUUUGGGGGUUCAAGAGAAGCAGCAGUUGUGGUAGUGGUUAUGGCAGAAGCUUAUGUCCUUUGCCACUUUUAUCAAGAAGCAAUUCAACUGGUUCUUCAUCAUCAUCAAGUGUAAAGAGAUCAGUAUUUUCCAAAGAGGGUCAAAAUCAGAAGCAGACUUCACAGCAGAAGUCUGCAUCCAAGAAACUCCACUCCUCAUCACAAUCUUCUUCAACUGCAAUGAAUUAUCAAAAGCCUCCAUUGAAGAAGGGCCAAUAUGGAUCAUAUGGCAAUGCUGCUCCAUUUAAUCCUGUGUUAAAUGUUCCUACAGCUAACCUAUUUGGUUUUGGAUUAAUCUUUUCAAAUGGAAAAGAUAAGACCAACAAGAAGAAGUGA